This is a messenger RNA of Carassius auratus (goldfish), 3553 nucleotides long. RefSeq names its product leukotriene C4 synthase-like. The coding region runs from base 1049 to 1513 and encodes 154 amino acids. Gene Ontology annotation, cellular component: membrane; nuclear envelope; endoplasmic reticulum. Gene Ontology annotation, biological process: leukotriene biosynthetic process. Lineage: Eukaryota; Metazoa; Chordata; Actinopteri; Cypriniformes; Cyprinidae. The transcript has 5 exons. Gene Ontology annotation, molecular function: enzyme activator activity; glutathione transferase activity; glutathione peroxidase activity. The record is from RefSeq and is a predicted model, not a curated record.
CUUUAAAAAGUAUCUUAACACCAUCUGUGAAAAAUGAUCAUGGAAUCCAAAGAUGACUGGUUUGAAAUUAAAGGUGCAGGUUUGUAGGACCUGCCACAAGGGGGCGCACUAUCAAAACAAUAACAAUCUCGUGGUUUGGCGCUAAGCAGUGUGGAAUGAUGGGAUUUGUUGUCUUCAGUCCAACCGCUGACGGUCGUCAAUCAGACGUAAAGAUAAAUCAUGGAUUUUACGGGAGUUCAACAGUUUGCGCGAAUUUGUUUUCAUACAAAGUCAAUGCAAAGACGCGAUCAGACUAUGGAUCAGACGUGUCCUCGCGCGGGUCUAGAGACGCGAUGCCCCGCGUUUGGCUUGUGUGCCCCAUAAUACUAAUCUUGUUAAUCGUUAUAAUAGAAUACGUUUUCUGUAAAGUUACGAAGCAAAUAAACUCACCUGCUGAGUAAAACACAAGCGAGAUCGCUUUCUAGUUGAAGUUUGUCACGAAGCUACUUCCGCAUUUGUCCACGAAACUGUUAUCAUGUGGUUUCUACGUCAGUUAAGGCGGUAACAAAGGGUCACUGACGUCAUUGAAAGGUGACUGCGCAGCACUGCCCCGUGUCACAGUUUAGAAUGGGAAUUUUCUCAUGAUUUACAAAUAGUUGUAAACAUUAGAGAUAUUGUUAGUAAUCAGCUGGACAAAAUAUAUAACACUAGCCUAGUGGUUUUUGGCUAUUUUACUGCAAAUAUCUUACAAAUUGUACCUUUAAGGAGGCAAGGCAAUUUUUGUUCUGGGAUUGUAAAACGUGUUACUUUUACACCACAUGUUUAAUGAAAUUGUAAAAAAACAAAACCAUGAGCAUAAAUUUUUUUCAAAGCUUAAUUGGGUUGGUGUUUCCCAUUUACCUUUUGUAAGUGCAUGCCUCACAUAGCAUUAUGUCCUGAAAAAUCUUAAUAGUAGUGGUGUGGGUUAUAUUCAUGUCCCUCCCACCCUAGUCGUGCUAAUGUAAGUGACUGAAUAAAAAACCUCCUGUGAGUGUGGUUUGAUCAGAGAUAGACCUCACUGUCCACAGACAUGAUGCUGGAGCAGGUUGUGCUGUUAGCAGCCGUCACAGUGCUGGGACUGCUGGAGCAAGCGUACUUCUGUCUGAAGGUGAUCCAGGCGAGGAGGAAGCACUCGGUCUCCCCGCCUGCCACCUCCGGACCUCCGGCGUUUGAGAGGAUCUUUCGAGCCCAAGCAAACUCUUCUGAAUAUUUCCCCAUAUUCGUCUUCUCGCUUUGGCUGGCUGGAGUUUUCUUCAGUCAAGCACUGGCCGUGUUGUUCGGGCUGCUGUAUCUUUAUGGACGGUAUCUGUACUUCCACGGCUAUGCAGAGUCUGCUCAGGGCAGACUGGAGCCGCUGUACUUCAGUGCAAAGAUGCUGUGGGUGCUGAUCGCUCUGGCCGGGCUGGGGGUCAUCUGCACCCUCACACAGGCCUAUCUGGGACUGGACCUGCUGCACUCCUUCAGUCAUGUUCUGGGCCUGACCGAACACUCAUGAAAGCUCAAGCGCUGGAGGUCUGCAGGAGGCUGCUUCAGAGGACCUAAAAACACUUGACAACAAAAACGGUUUUUUUUUCUCCUCUAAAGAAAGAAGGUAUUCAUUUUGUCCAUCAAAUGGAAACAUCUACAAUGUACUCGUGCAAAACAAUCAGUUAUUCAAAUGGUUGCUUCUAGAAACAUUACUGUUAGUUUUCCAAAUGUAAAAAAAAAACGUAAUAUUAUUGCGUUUAUUUUUAAAUUAGAAGCUUUUAAUUGAUUUUUGUAUUAGUUAAGGCAUUGCACAUACGCAUAUCCCAGGAGAAUUAUGUCUUGGUUGCCAAUAUUGUUUUCCUCAAAGAAUGCAUUAGAGGCUUUUGAUAGCAUUGAUAACGAAUUUGUUUAUGCAUCAUAAAUACAAUGAAACAAUUAAAAUUUCCCUUUUUGAAUUAUUUCACAAAAAUAACAACUUGACUGUCAGUGAUGCACAAUAAAAAAAAUAUAUACUCCCAAGUGAUAUUUACUGUGGCGUUUAUUCAUUUUGAGUAUGUUUGCUUCAUACAUCACUUCUCAUGUUUUUCACUGACGGUGUUGCUCCAUUGGUAAACCAGUACAUUAACUUUAGAAAUUUCUUCUGUGGAAAUGACAACACUUCUAUUUUCUCUUUUAUAGUCCUAUAUUUUCUGUUAACUGGUAAUGUGUAAAUGCAUGCAUUUCUAAUCUAUACACAUUUAUGGAAAUCAAAGACUAGACUGAUGUUUGACAGACUUCCCAUAAAAAAUGUCUCGUCCUAAAAUGUUUGAUUGAAUUAAAUCUGUGUAUAGUGUUUUGUAUAUUCGGCCACAAGGAGGCGCUACGACUUUGUACGUCAGUGUCAGUCUCUCUUUCUCUCUCCAUCUUUUUCCUACAUUUCCAGUUGUUCUUCUCUGUCGAAUAUGUCAUAUUUUAUUAAACAAAUUUUUAUUUUUCCAGGAUAUUUAUUUUGACCAAGAGCUGUAAUAGUAAGAAUUGUUUUAAGGGUUAAGUUAACCGAAUGUAUGCAAGAUAUGAAAGGCCAGAUAAUCAGUCAUUUCCAUCUGUUACAUUCUGACAAAACAGAGAUAAUGUUAUCUGGACAAAAACCUGUAAACACAAGUUCUCAAAAUAUAAUUUGCAUCAAGACAGUAGUGUUACUUCCUCCUGUGGGUGUGUGUGUUUUUUUUUUUAAGACAGCUACUUAUCUUUUGAAAACCACAUGUUUGUUACAUGUUUGCACGUAACCAGAACAGCCUUCUUCCAUCUUCGAUACAUCACACUAUUAUCACAGUAUUAUUAUCUCUGGGCUUGGUCUUAUCAGUGACAGGAUGCAGACAGCUAAAGGUGUCAUGUCUGCACCUCGGUGACACUGAAAGAUCCACCGCUUCACCGGCCCAGUGUCACCAAAGUGAGCGAACACCUACAUGAAAUGAACCCCAAUGUUCUUAUAUUAAUAAACUACGUCAUCUGUAAUUCAUCUGAAACAAAUCACUGAACAUACUGCAGUGCUGGACACUUAACCAUUUUAAUGGGUAGAUUUCACAAAUAAUUGCAAAGAACUAGCAAGUAAACAAUGACUUUAUUAUUUAAAAACUAAUCCAAUAAUCUUGUAUGUACACUCAUGUUUUACAGUGUGGUGUACAGUGUGUGAGAAGCAGCAGGGCCCAGAGGAGCCCUCUCUCUCACUUGAACACACAGGUGCAGGUUCUCCAGCCUCACACUGAUCCAGCUUGACCUGGACGCUCGGAGAGGAAGCUGUGUCUCUGGCCAACAGGAAAAAAAUCAGAUGGGAUUUUUGCUGCUUCCUGUUGCAGGAAACACAUUCAAGGAUGCAGAGGGAUGUGUGUGUGUGUGUGUCUGUGAAAUAUGUAUUAAAACACAGACAGAGUGAAAAGUUGAACACAAAUAUUAGUUUCUCUAGAGAAGUGUUCAAGUAUAUGUGUAUGCAUUUAUUAGCAUAUUUAUGUAUCAGUUACACUUUAUAUUAAGGUUCUCUUUGUAAAGUGUUUAUGAAGUUAAUUAAUGAAUUACUUGCCUUAAAUGCAUU